UCAGACAUGUAAAAGAGUUCAGCUUGAAAACAGUGCAGUGCAAUAAUUUUCGUUAAAAUGGAGGGUCAAAUCUCGGGACUGCACAGCCUGGUGUGCCAGUCGAUAUUGGUGCUGAUUUGCCUGAUCUGCUAUGGGUAUGGAGGACUGAGCGGCGCCAAGUUUGUUUUCGACGACACGGUGGCAAUUGUGAAAAAUAAGAAUGUGAAUUCGUUGCCCACAAAUUGGUCGGCCAUUUUUAGCCAUGAUUUCUGGGGUGCUCCGCUGCUGAGUGCGGAUUCGCACAAAUCGUUUCGGCCACUGACAACGCUGAUGUUUCACUAUGAGUACGCCAUGUUGGGCUUGAAUGCCGCCCACAUGAAGUUCCUCAAUCUGCUGCUGCACUGCGUCAAUACGCUGCUCAUGUGGCGCUUGGUCCGUUCCUUCUACAUCGAUUACGUAAACGUUGAGCGUUGGGCAAUGAUAUCUGCUGCCCUAUUUGCCGUUCAUCCCGUGCACACGGAGGCGGUGUCCGGCGUUGUGGGCCGAGCCGAGUUAAUGUUUGCAUUGAUCCAUUUGCUGUGCCUCCUGCUGACGGUGGCCACAAUCGAUACGCGUGGUGAGAUCGGUGUCAGUCUCAUCAUGUUCCUCACGGCCGUGGGCAUGCUCUUCAAGGAGUCGGCAAUAACAAUACCACUGUCCUGUGCAAUAUUGGACUACUUUCAGAAUGGCACGUAUCUGCUGCCGGAGCGACUGCAGCGACGAGUAGUCCUGAAUCGCCUUCGCUAUCAGACAUACUUUUGGGGUUCGCUGGUGCUGCUCGUGUUGCGUCUCUGGUGGCAGAAUUUCGAGGCGCCCGACUUUAAACCAGUGGAUAAUCCCAUCGCAUACAGCGAAUAUCUGAUGACCCGUGGCAUGUCGCAGCAGUAUCUCUUCGUGGUCAACUUUUGGCUGCUGUUGUGUCCGCAGUGGCUGUGCUUCGACUGGGCGCUGGGCUGUGUGAGUCUGGUGCGCACCAUUUAUGAUCUGCGCAUGCAGGCAGUGAUUGCCUUCUACUCCUUCAUUCUCGUUGCGGCGACAAACUUUCGACGCUUGGCUGGACUGAUGUUGGCGCUGUGCAUGAUGGUGAUUCCAUUUCUGCCCGCCUCGGGCAUUGUGCGCGUGGGAUUUGUGAUUGCGGAGCGAACGCUGUAUGUGCCCUCGAUUGGCUUCUGUCUGAUGUCGGUGUAUGGCUUCCUCUACUGUUACCACAACUAUGGCAUUAAUGUCUAUAUGCGCACCUUUCUCCAGGCGAUGCUCAUGCUGCUCUUUGCCGUGCUCAUGCUGCGCACACGUCAACGGGCCGCCGAGUGGCUGAAUGAGGAGAAAUUGUUUACGUCCGCACUGCUCGUCUGUCCCAAUAAUGCCAAGGUGCAUUAUAAUAUUGCCAGGCUGGCGACGGAUACCGGCAAUAGCAGCCGGGCCUUUCAGCACUAUCACAAGGCGAUUGAGUUGUAUCCGGGCUACGAGUCGGCACUGAUGAAUCUGGGCAAUCUGUAUCGCGAGCAUGGCAAUCUGCGCACGGCUGAGAAGUAUAUACGUGCCGCUCUUAAAGCGUAUCCCGAAUUUCCUGUCGCCUGGAUGAAUCUGGGCAUUGUGCAGGCGUCGCAGAAGAAAUACGAUGAGGCGCUGGCCAGCUACUGGAAGGCAUUGAAGUUUCGUCCGGAUUAUGCCGUCUGUCACUAUAAUAUGGGUAAUUUGUUUCUGGAACAGCAACAUUAUGCGGAUGCACUACAUCAUUGGCAGCAUGCCGUCGCCGUCAAUCCACGUCAGCCGAAGGCCUGGGCAAACAUACUGACCAUGCUUGAUAAUCGGGGCAUGUACGAGGAUGCACUGCGGAUUUCGGUGAAGGGCAUGGAACAGUUGCCCAAUGAGCCGAGCAUUAUGUUCAUACGCGCCAAUGUGCUCGGCAAGCUGAAGCACUAUGUGGAGGCGGAGACGCUCUACAAGCGUGUCCUGGCCAUCGAUCCACGCAACAUGCUGUAUCAUACCAAUCUCGGAGUGCUCUACCAUCGCUGGGACAAAGUGCCCGAGGCCAUCGAAUCCUAUCAGAUGGCCAUCAGUAUCAAUUCUGCGAGAGCAACAACAGCACGGGAUAAUCUCAACAAGCUCAUCAAGCGCGUGGGACGCGAGGGAAAAACUGGCUAAAUAGCUGGUCAAAUAAUAAUACUCAUCGUAAAUAUGUAGGCAUCUGGUCAUAGAUAUACAAUUUUUCCACAGCAUUCCAUAUUUAAGAAUAUUUAAGAAUAAUCAUCUGGAUUUUAAGAGAAAGAAUUAAGAACAACACGUCGAAUUUAAUAUACCCUUGCAGAAUGGCCUAAACCACCUAAUUAAUUGCAAUUGGUGCUAAUUGAAAAAAAUAUAUAUAUAUUCCAUGAAGUCAGUCGAGACUUUUUUACCACCAAUUUAUAAUACCUUCAGCAAGGGUGUUGCGUGUCGGAAAUAGUUUGCGUGAUAUUUUCGAAUAUUAAUGUCUAAAUAUAAAAUCAAAUGCUGAUUUUAAGAAAGUCGCAAAACUUUGUCUAUUCAUUCUGUCCAUCAAUUUUCCACAUAUACCUCUAACUAUUCUAGUCUUAAUUGAUAACGGAACAGGAGCAAAGUCGAAACUCGAAUCAUGUUUCAAGUAUUUUUGCAUUAACUUUGACAUUGAUAAUCUGUUUGUCUGUUUUGUAGAACGUCUAAUUUUUAUUUUCGCCUGUGUAUGAUUAAUCUAUUUAUUGUUAAUGAUAUCACGCAACAAUAUCAGCUACAUUGCAAAUCUGCCAUAGAUAAUGUCUAGCAAUAAUAAUGAAUCAGUGUAUUUUCUAUAAAUGUCUAUAAAUGUUAAUGGUUGUGUUUUGUGUCCACCUCGUAUCAACAUAAUAUACAUCAAUAGCUGUAAGACAAGAGUAAUCUAUUAUAUGACCUAUCUCGAUAUAUCAAAGUAUUUUUCGACACAUUCUACCGAGCAAUAAUUUUGCCUUUUUCUUUUUACCAUAUUUUAAUUUAAAUCUAUAGUUAAGUCUAAAUUAUCAGUAAGAAAGCCCGGCUUUAAGACAUACGUACACGUAAUUUUUGUAUUAUUUAAUUUAUUUAAUCGAGGGUAUGUACAAUUAAUUUUAGAACUAAAUAAUGAUGGAGUAACUAGAUGGGAAAUACAAUUAAUUAUGAUAAUUUAAAUCUAAGACAUAAAAUCUACAAAAAAUACUUUCGAGAGACAGUUUUCGAUUCAAUUCCAUACAAUUAAACGCAUUACAAAAUAAUAAUACCGAGAAUUACAUAAACUAAUUACACUACAUAGGAAUAUACAGAUACAGACGAAUUCAAUUCAAACAGAACCACAAU
Molecule: messenger RNA, 3339 nt
Organism: Drosophila grimshawi
Lineage: Eukaryota; Metazoa; Arthropoda; Insecta; Diptera; Drosophilidae
Gene: Tmtc4
Product: protein O-mannosyl-transferase TMTC4
Exons: 1
Coding region: 58-2163 (701 amino acids)
Biological process (GO): endoplasmic reticulum unfolded protein response; protein O-linked glycosylation via mannose
Cellular component (GO): endoplasmic reticulum
Molecular function (GO): mannosyltransferase activity; protein binding
Source: RefSeq, a predicted model, not a curated record